AUUCGCCUUGUGAGCAGCUGUCAUUUGAAACACUUUUGAUACCUCUGUGAUAAUUAUUGGAUUUAAUGUUGGCGCGCCAAACAGUACUAUUGCUAAAAUAUUCCAAGUUUCGGUAUUUCGUCUUUUGUUGUGAUAAAUAUAUAAAAUGCAAGCUUUUCUGAAAACUGGCAAAACUACUGCCCAUGAUAAGACGCAGAGUGGUGGCUCCUCGGUUACCGCUAGCAGCAGUGGUGAACGUCGUAAACCACCGGCACCUUGGGUUGAAAAAUAUCGCCCAAAGAGUGUGGAGGAUGUUGUCGAACAGUCAGAGGUGGUGGCAGUUCUGCGCAAAUGCGUGGAGGGUGCAGAUUUACCAAAUAUGCUUUUAUAUGGCCCACCUGGAACUGGUAAAACCAGUACAAUAUUGGCAGCCGCACGCCAAAUUUUCGGGGAUCUUUAUCGCGAUCGCAUACUGGAGCUAAACGCUUCGGAUGAACGUGGCAUUGCAGUAGUACGCACAAAAAUCAAGAAUUUUGCACAACUGACCGCGAGUGGCACACGACCAGAUGGUCGCCCAUGCCCACCUUUUAAAAUUAUCAUACUUGAUGAAGCUGAUUCAAUGACACAUGCUGCACAGGCUGCUUUACGUCGUACCAUGGAGAAGGAAAGUCGCAGUACACGUUUCUGUUUGGUGUGCAAUUAUGUGUCACGUAUCAUUGAGCCGAUCACAUCGCGUUGCACCAAAUUCCGUUUCAAGUCGUUGGGUGAUGAGCAAAUGAUUUCGCGUUUGCGCCAUAUUUGUGAACUAGAGGACGUUAAAAUUGAUGAGAAUGCUUAUAAAUCUAUUGUGCAGAUAUCUGGCGGUGAUAUGAGACGUGCGAUAACUACAUUGCAGUCGUGCUACCGUCUUAAAGGCACAUCAAAUACCAUUAGUACGGCGGACUUGCUGGAAAUGUCGGGCAUUAUACCAGAAAAUUAUUUAGUAGAAUUUUUAGAAGUAUGCCAAGCUGGGAAUUAUUCAAAAUUGGAAGACUUUGUGCGGCAGAUAGGCUAUGAAGCUUAUAGUAUUGGUCAAAUGUUGGAGCAAUUCAAUGACUACGUUCUUCGAUGUCCGUCACUAACUAACAAACAAAAAGCGUUAAUCUGUGACAAGCUUGGUGAAUGCUCUUUUCGUCUACAAGACGGUGGCUCAGAAUAUCUACAGAUUAUGGACUUGGGUUGCGCAAUAAUACUGGCGCUCAAAUAGAAACUCUACGGAAUACGAAUUAUUUCAUAAUAAGGGGAAAAAUAUAUUUAAUUAAAAAGUACAAGCUGAAUUUAGUUUACUUUAAGAUCAUUAAAUUUUCUAUCAUUUUGCAAAA
This is a messenger RNA of Anastrepha obliqua, 1340 nucleotides long. Its product is annotated as replication factor C subunit 4. Bases 146 to 1225 code for a protein of 359 amino acids. Gene Ontology annotation, cellular component: DNA replication factor C complex; nucleus. NCBI's taxonomy places the organism in Eukaryota, Metazoa, Arthropoda, Insecta, Diptera, Tephritidae. Gene Ontology annotation, biological process: DNA-templated DNA replication; DNA repair. The record is from RefSeq and is a predicted model, not a curated record. The transcript is spliced from 3 exons. Gene Ontology annotation, molecular function: DNA clamp loader activity; ATP binding; ATP hydrolysis activity.